GCUAGCAUCGGCCAAGUAACUAAAUCUGUGUGCACGGGUAGAUUAGCUACAUAUUGCUGAAUGCACUCGAUGGACAGCAAAUCAGUUUUGUUCGAAACAGCUUCGUACAACUACUAGAACCUUUACUGUCGUAAGUGACUUGUUUUCUUCAAAUUUCUUUGAAUUGUGUACUUUGCGCGCUUUCUUCAGUCAAUGGUGUCUAGCGAAGACGUCACAUGAGUUAGUUACGUGAAUUAUUAGAAACAAACGCUCGUGGGGUGGGAUAGGAGUGGUGCGAAACGCGCAUGCGUAACAGUAAGUGAGCAAUGUUUCCAUGGCAAUGUUAGCAGUUGUUAACUUUUAUUACAUUAGCUAAUUAUUACUAUUAGCUAAGAACAGCACUAGCUGUCACAAAAACAGUUAUUGCAACAAUUAACUCAGACGCUACAUAAGUUAAAACGCUGCUUACGCCUAAUUCAAUCUUGUUGCCAUAGCAAUAAUCACAGAGUGACGUUACAUAACGUGAAGUGUCAAUUGUUUAGACCGAUCGACGAAAACACAAUUACUCAAAAUGAUUAAUUUGUAACAGAUGUCCCCUGGGUGUAGCGGUGGUGAAACGCAGUCACAUAAGUGAUCAUAGUUUCUAUAGAAACAUCUCUAGUGAUGACGUCACAUGACGUAAACUAUUGUAUGUUUACUUCCUUCAAAACUAGCAAAGAACGAUUCGAAUUUAUCAAUUCCUAAACGAUUCCCCGGGGGUAGGGGCGGUGGCGCACAGGCGGACGGACGCACGGACACUCAGAGUACACCCCUUUGACGCAUUAGAGAAAACUCGCUCGCUUGCAAAUAAAUUCAAUGCAAUCAAUUAACGUACGGGAAACUCAUGCUGUGACAAUUCCCGUAUAAAUCGAAACUCCGGGGAAUCGAUCUACCACGUCUUCGUGUACUCACAUUUUCUACUAGAGCACGUCACCUUACACACUGUCGACGAUGAAUUGCAUUUAUCUACCGUUACUCCUCGUCCUACACGCGACGUCGUCACGGAGCGCGCACAUCUUGCCAGUCGAGUUGGACACAUCGUCUGUGGCCGGCACGACAAGCGACUACUUCUUGUCUUUUACCAUCGAUGCGGGAGCAAUCAAAGGCCACCUCGAGCUCGUACGCAACUUCACGUCGCGGCGUCUACUCAAUAUGGCAAGAGAAUUGUCGCCCGCAGUUUGGCGAAUCGGAGGAACGAGCCAGGAUUAUAUUGUAUUCAAUGUUUCGUCGAAAGAGGCGACGGGUAUUAAUGUUGUGAUGAGCACGGAGCAAUGGGAUCAGAUCAACCGCUUCGCACGUGACGCCGGUCUACAUCUCAUCUUUGGUCUUUCGGCUCUAAUCAGGCAGCAGAACGGUCGCUGGGAACCGAGCAAUGCGUUGCAACUUAUGGAAUACACGUCGAAAAACGGGUAUGCGGUCAGCUGGGAGUUAGGAAACGAGCCUGAUCUGUUCAGCAAGCGUGGAGCAUGUGUAAAAGCAGUGCAGUUGGCACAAGAUUUUCAAACACUGAGGCAGAUACUGGGGUGUUUGUCUUUUGGAGAAGCGUCCAAGGACGGUCAUUACCAUGUGAAGCUUGCUGGUCCUGAUAUUGCUUCAUUGACUGGAGGCAACUACUUUUCUGAUUUCUUACAAGCAGUUGGUGAUGGUGUGGUGGAUGCAGUCACAUGGCAUCAGUACUACAAGAGCGGAGCAAAGGCAAAGGUGGAGGACUUCUACAGCUCUGACUUGCUCGACCGUCUCAUCGGUCAGCUCGCCAAAGCAAGAAACUUGACCGAACAGUAUGUUCCCAGCGCCGAAAUUUGGCUGGGAGAGACAUCGAGCGCAUACAACGGAGGAGCGGUAAACCUAUCAGACACAUUCAUCGCUGGAAAUCUAUGGCUUGAUAAACUGGGUCUGGCUGCCCUACACAACCACACUGUGGUGUGUAGACAGGCGUUGGUGGGCGGAUACUAUUCCCUUCUCGAUAGCAAUUUCUAUCCUCUGCCGGAUUAUUACACAUCCGUGUUGUACAAACGUCUUGUGAGUUCACGAGUACUUUACGUCAAAAACAGCUUGAAACCGGGUCGACUGGUACGGGUAUACGCUCACUGCAGCAAUCAAACAACGUUUUCGAAUGGUCACGUGACGUUCAUUGUAAUCAACCUGAUAAACGAGACAAUCCAGGUUCAGUUGCCCGACAGUUUGGCACAACGUCCAGUGUAUCUCUACUUGCUGACGCCGGGAGGCGGCGACAUUCUAAGCAAGCAAGUGAUGCUGAACGGGAAGAUCUUGGAACUCGAUGAGAAUGACAAACUGCCAGACUUGUCCGGCAAGCGAUUGGCGGCACAUGCAGCCAUCGCGUUUCCAGGUCUCACGUAUGGCUACAUCGUUACCGGUGCUACAGUCGCAGCAUGCAUGUAGGCCAAUGUGACAUUCGGAUUGCAGUGCGACCAAAACAACUUUGUGUGUUCAUCGAUGUAAUAUCAUUUAUUACGUUUCUACGUCUUUUUCUAGUCAAUACAGUUGAGAUGUGUUUUGGU
Molecule: messenger RNA, 2537 nt
Organism: Corticium candelabrum
Lineage: Eukaryota; Metazoa; Porifera; Homoscleromorpha; Homosclerophorida; Plakinidae
Product: heparanase-like
Exons: 7
Coding region: 970-2418 (482 amino acids)
Cellular component (GO): extracellular matrix; membrane
Molecular function (GO): hydrolase activity, acting on glycosyl bonds
Source: RefSeq, a predicted model, not a curated record